AUGUCCAGCCGAGAGAGUCCUGCUGUGGAGUUUUCUACAACGACAGUCAGUUCAGUAGCUGUGCAGGCUGGGGACUCCAAAAUCGUUAUAGCUGUCAUAAAGUGUGGCAAAUGGAUACAACUUCAGUUGGCUGAAUCACAGCCCAAUCUUCUAGAAAUUGGAAGCAAUCAAGAUGAAACCAAAAAACUUCUUCACGAUCAUGAACUUCUUUUGGCCAAACUCAAGGCUUUGGAAGAUCGAGUAUGGGAACUCCUGCAAGAAGCAGACAGGACUGCUGAAGAGAACAAGGAUCAGAGUCAGGUCUAUGAUGCCAUGGCCGAGACGCUGGGUGAAGCAUGGGCAGCCCUGGUAUCCAUGCUUGAGAGGAGGAGGGAACUUCUCAGAUUGACCUCUGAAUUUUUUGAAAAUGCCUUGGAGUUUGCCAUUAAAAUAGACCAAGCAGAAGAUUUCCUCCAGAACACUCAGGAGUUUGAGAGUGCCGAGUCCUUGAAAUCACUCCUUCAACUUCAUGAACAUCAUACCAAAGAACUCUUAGAACGAUCUCUAGCCCUUUUAAACAAAAGUCAAGAACUCACUGACUUCAUAGAAAAAAUCAAGAGUGAUGGACCCAAUGUAAAUGCUGAGAUGAUUCAGGGAGCUCAAAACAGCUGCCUGAAGAUCGACAGUCUUCUUGAACUUCUCCAAGACAGGAGGCGGCAACUAGACAAGUACCUGAAACAACAGCAGCAGGAGCUGAGUCAGGUUCUGCAGAUGUGUCAGUGGGACCAACAGGAAAGUCAGGUCACUUGUUGGUUUCAGAAAACUAUAAGAGAUUUAGAGGAACAAGGUCUAGGUACAUCUCUUUCAGACAACGAGGAGCUUAUUCGUAAGCAUGAGGAACUGAUAAUAAAAGCAAAGGAAUGGAAUGCUGUGAUCGAGACGCUGAAGAGUGAGGCGCUGGGGCUUCUCCUCUCCAAGGAGCAGGUGCAGAACGAACACCUGCAGCUCUCUAACCAGAAACUGAAUCAGCUUCAAGAGGAGUUUGGUCGGCUCAUGGAGGAAAGGAAAAGCUGGCUAAGAAAGGCAAAUGAGUUUUUUAACAGCGCAAACAAGGCAUUUGAUGCACUUGGAAGAGUUGAAGCUUACCUUAAGCUCCUUAAAUCAGAGGGUUUAAGUCUGCCUGUCUUGGCGGCGAGGCAUGAGGAAUUACACAGAGAAAUUAAAGACUGCACAGCUGAUGCUUUGCAGAAAGGACAAGCCUUGAUCAGCCAACUAGCUUCCUGCAGCUCUCGGCUGACCGGUGUCCGUGAGAUUAUGGGCUGCCUCAGAAGACGGGUAGAACAUUUGACUGAACAGUGUUCGGCGCACAGGGAAUUUGCUCUUAAGAGACAGCAAUUCACAGCCUCGGUGGAGGGCCACCUAAGAGAGGUUGAAAUGUCCAUUCAGAAAAUCAGCACAAUACUUUCCAAUGCAAUGGAUGUCGGUUCCAGCCUUUCUGAAUCAGAGAAGAUUUUGAGUAAAUAUCUGGAACUAGAUAAACAAGCUGAGGCGACAUCACAUGAAUUAGAAGCAGCUGCAAAACUCUUGACAGAGAAACAUGAUUUUGAACUUGAUGAACUGGCAUCGCUUUCUGCUAAAGCUAAAUGGCUAGAGGAAGAAUUAAACAUAUUUGGCCAAAGCAUCAACUCCAGGUCACAAGUCCUGCAAACUUAUGUGGCAUUUCUAAAGUCAUCGGAGGAGGUAGAGAAGCAAUGUCAGGGCCUAAAGGAGUUUUACCAAACUGAUAUCCUACGAAAGGAGGAGGGCGGUGCUGAAGCCAAGCAUUGGUCUGACUCAGUGGAGAAGCAGUGGCAGCUAUUUUUAAAGAGGAGUUUUUUAACGCAUGACCUUGGGCUCGAGUUCCUUAAUUUAAUAAAUAUGGCAAAAGAAAAUGAAAUAUUAAAUGUGAAAAAUGAAGUACACAUCAUGGAGAACACUAUGGAAAGCCAGAAGGUGGAAAGGGAAGAACUCAGCCGCCUUCGGACAGCCUGGCAACUUAAAGCUGCUGCAAGCAAGCCCGUGAAACAGCAGUGGGCAGCAUUCAAAGAGCAGCUUAGAAAGACCACACACAACUUAAAACUUCUUCAGGAAGCGCUUAUGCCUGUGUCUGCACUUGACCUUGGAGGGAGUCUCCAGACCAUUUUAGGUCUACGGAAAAAAUGGAAUGAAAUGAAGCCUCAGUUCCAGCAACUGAAUGAUGAGGUUCAGUAUAUUAUAAAAGAGUCAGAAGAAUUAAAUGGCAAAGGAGCACCUGUGAAAGAAAAGUCUCAACAGCUGAAGGACCUUAUUCACUUCCAUCAAAACCUGAAACAGAGAAUCCGAGAUUACGAGGACAUCCUAUAUAAGAUUAUCCAGUUCCACCAAGUCAGAGAAGAGCUGGGAAGACUCUUCAAGUCAAGAGAACUGGAGUUUCCAGAACAGGCAAAGGAAAUGAAUGAUGCUCGCAAUGCCCAGGUCCUCCUCAGACGCUCUCAGGCAAAGCAGGUGCACAUAGGCCAUCUCCAUAAACUGGCCCUCUCCUUGGGGGUGGAUGUCAUCUCAUCAGUGCAGCAGCCUAACUGCUCUAACGUUUCUGCAAAGAACCUGCAGGAACAGCUGGACAUGCUUGAAGGGGACUGUCUGACCUGGCGUGCCCAGACCGAGGACCAUGAGCGGGCCCUGACCCGCAGCCUGGAGUUCUGCAUUACAAGGGAUGAGAUAGGCGAGCUCAAAGAAUCAUUCAAAGAAAUAAAAAAGAAGUUCAACAAUUUGAAGUUUAAUUACACUAAGAAAAAUGAAAAAGCUCGAAAUCUAAAAGCUCUCAAAUAUCAAAUUCAACAAGUGGAUAUAUAUGCUGAAAAACUACAGGUUUUGAAAAGGAAAAUGGAAAAAGUUGAGAAUAAAACUUCUUUCUUAAAUUAUCCAAAUAAUAACGUGAAUAUCCUUUUGGAAGCCAUGAGGGAUUUGCAGAAGCAUGUAGAUGAAUUUGACAAAGUUGUAACAGAUUACAGGAAGAAUUUGGACCUGACCGAGCAUCUCCAGGAGUUGAUAGAAGAGUGUCACUUUUGGUAUGAAGAUGCAAGUGCCACAGUUGUAAGAGUUGGAAAGUAUUCCACAGAGUGCAAGACCAAGGAAGCAGUGGAGAUCCUCCACCAGCAGUUCAAAAAGUUUAUCACACCCUCAGUGCCUCAGCAAGAAGAAAGGAUUCAGGAGAUCAGUGACCUCACUCAGCGCUUAUACGGUUUUGAAGAAGGGCAGAAAUAUGCUGAGAAAAUAGUGGCCAAACACAAAGAAGUUCUUGAAUCUGUCACUGAACUUUGUAGCUCUCUCACAGAGCUUGAAGAAAAGCUGAAGCAGGGAGAUGUUUUAAAGUUGAAUCUGAAUUUGGAAGACUUCCAUGAUGACUGCAUUGACCUACUAAAAGAACCAGCGAGAAAUAAGCAGACUAUAUUCAAUGAUGAACACAAUAAGGAGCAGGCCCAGCCAGCAGCCACCUUGGCCGUCAAUGGAGCACGAAAGGGUCAGCUUCCACAGGGCGUGAAGCAGCUGGUCCCCAGCAGAGAGAGUGCCCAAGGCCUGCUUCUGCCUGUGGACGUGCUUUCAGGAGAAGAAUAUGAGUGUGUUUCACCCGAUGACAUCUCCCUGCCUCCAGUCCCAGGAAGCCCUGAUUCUCUCCUCGCUCCGUCUGACAUGGAGCUGGAGGCGCAUGUCAGCCCGUUCCCCCGCCAUCACCUAAGCGGCCACCAGAUGCAGAUGGGGGCCAGCGGUCCAGGAGAGGCCCCAGAAUCUGGCUUUCCUCCACCUGCUGCUUUUGCUGAUGCUUGCAAUAAGAGAGAAACGUUUUCAAGUCAUUUUGAGAAGCCUUCCCCCCAGGUCCAACCUGAGCCCCCAUUAACAUCCCAAGGAUUUCUGGAAAAGAGUACUGCCUUCCACAAAAUCAGUGCUCAACUUCCAGAGAGCAUGUGCAGUGAAGUGCAUGACAGAGCUUCGCAACAGCACCCUCAGGCUCAGGGGCAUUUGCUAGAAACACCAGAGAAAAUGCAUGCUGAUAAUAACGUCACUAAAACCCGAAAUAGGCUGCAUGCUUCCCAGGAUGCAUUCUCAGGCCUCAGGUUUCACCCAGGGCCCAGCCAGGCCUGGCAGAGGCAAAUGGUUCCCCGAGAAGAGAUGAUAAGUACGGCAGCUAAGACCAGCAUGGUCAGCCUAGCUGGCCAGGCCCCUAAUUUCUCCAGGCUCCUGUCUAACGUAACUGUCAUGGAAGGUUCUCCAGUGACUUUGGAAGUCGAAGUAACAGGAUUUCCAGAGCCUACGCUGACAUGGUACAAGAAGGGCCAGAAACUGUCUGCAGAUGGGCAUUUGCAGGUUUUACACAAGGAGACGAGACACUUGGUCUUCAUUCCGAAGGCAUGCGAGGCAGAUGCAGGCCUCUAUGUGGCGCGGGCCCAAAACCCUAGCGGCACUCUCUCUUCCAGUGUCAUCCUCCACGUGACAGGUAACUGCAAGCCGCUCAUCACGAGGAUAAACUGGAUCGUGCUGUGUGUCAUCUAUGUUACUGUGUCCCUUAUGUACUGGCUACUCACACAGUAAUGCAGGGUUGGCACCCAUGGAUGUCUUUCCCAUGAGCCUAAAGGACAACAAUACAGCUGUUUAUUUUCCUGCAUCUCCCAUUUAGCAUCCCCCACCAAGUGUACUUCCAGUCUAGCCAUAUUGCUUUUUUGGCUAAUGCCACAGCUCUGUGAAAUAAUCAAAAUUUCUUUAGUGUUUUAAUGUAUUUGAAGAGCUUGGUAAAUCAUUAGCAGUGAAUCAGGAUACAUCUUUGAAUUCUAGAAAGAGAUGUGUUCAAUAUAAAUCCCAGUCAAAUUAUACUAUCUUUAUUCCCUCCUAAUUUAAGAGCAUGCAAACCAAGGCUUAC
Budorcas taxicolor (takin) is the source of this 4909-nucleotide messenger RNA. RefSeq names its product coiled-coil domain containing 141 (gene CCDC141). Lineage: Eukaryota; Metazoa; Chordata; Mammalia; Artiodactyla; Bovidae. The record is from RefSeq and is a predicted model, not a curated record. The coding region runs from base 1 to 4584 and encodes 1527 amino acids. The transcript is spliced from 24 exons.